Anastrepha obliqua is the source of this 1820-nucleotide messenger RNA. RefSeq lists its product as uncharacterized. Lineage: Eukaryota; Metazoa; Arthropoda; Insecta; Diptera; Tephritidae. The transcript has 5 exons. The record is from RefSeq and is a predicted model, not a curated record. Bases 246 to 1646 code for a protein of 466 amino acids.
AAUGCGCGGUUGAGUUUCGUACAAUUUUCGCUUAGCGCGCUUAAGCAAUUCGAAUCGGUGAAAUUAACAUUUUGCAUUUCUUAAAUACAAAAACGAGGUGGUGUUAAGUGUGUUUGCAUUUCUAAUUGAAUGCAUGUGCACCAACAACCACAUAAUACAUAAAUUCAUUAAUGAAAAAAGUGUGUCGUUGAAACGGUUCAAAUUGAUUUUGUAUUUUUUUUUGUUUGUUUUCGAACUGAUUUUCAAUGGCGGUGUAUCGCAGCAAAAUGCGUUCAUUUGGUAGCGUAUCCUUUUGUUCGUCUAUUUUUGGGCCAAUUUUAUUCCUGCUACUGGUGCAGUGGUGCUGUGUUGCUGUCACCACCGCUUACGAGGAGAAUGAUAAAUUUUGCAUACGCACUCAACCGAUGCUGCUGGCGGAUAUUGAGAAGCAUGUAAAUCCUUUGGACGGUGAUCCCAAUUGCAAAGUGCUGGCCACAACGCUAACCGUGAAGGAGAAGGAAAGUUUCCUGGCGACCAUGUGUAAGGAUCACGGCACGUCCUAUAAGGAUACCUAUUAUUUCUUCAAACUACGCAAUGGUGAACUAAGUGGACGGGGAACGCACAAAGAGAUUUGCGAUGGCAUGAGAAAUCCUUUGCUUGCCUGGGUGCCGUAUAAUAUGGUUUUGGAGAAUUUCGUGCAGGAAUUGAAUCCGAAAGAGCAACUGAGCUAUAUUGGCAAGGCAACUGAUGUGGAUCGCGAAAAGACGGAACUCUGUCACUUCAGUCAUACCGAUCUCGUUACGAACAUCACAGCAGAUCUAUUUGCGUGCAUCGUCAUGAUUUUCGAAGACAACUUUUAUGGUCAAGAUGCCAACAUCAACGUGCUAGUCGAAAUAAAUCCUAUUAUGUACGAACUGCGCAACAUCACCUACUUGCCCUGGAUCAAUGUUUCGACCAGCUACAAGACUUUGCUCGAUCGAACAGUGCUUCACAAUCCAAAUCGCGAAUCAAAACAAAUUUAUGGCAGCAUAAAAUAUGGCUUCGUCGAGAAGGUACAUCUGAAUGUAAGCACCAUUUAUAGCCACAAUUUGGACCGAUUGCCGCUGCUGUUCGAACAUGCGGGUGCUGUGCUGGAAUUGAAUGACGUCGGUGUGGGUGGUGUGGAAGUCUCAACGAAAGCCUAUUUCGGCCGCUUUAUGGAUGCGCGCACUUCAGUGAAUGUGGAAGUGAUCGGUCAGUGGGCUGAGCAUCAUCAGCAGUUCAAUGCCGAUGUUUUCGAAUAUUUCGGUUAUGGCAUUAAACGCUACCGCAAUGAAAUCCAUCAUGGUGAAGUUACAUUUACGCGCAUAGAGAGUGCCGAACCAGUUUAUGAAACACCAGAUUCCAAACACCUUGCGGCGUCCACCUUACACAAUAUGGGGGGUAAUAAAUUCGAACGCAUGGAAAUGGCUGAUGGGGAGAAUGGUACGCAAAUGGCAGGCUGGGAUGAUGAAGAGCUUUCCGGGUCAUCGCAUGACGGUCAUCCGUACCCGGGCUUCUAUCCGUGGUUCGUAGUGGGCACCAUUGUGGUAGCGGUGGUGCUGUUGACGGUAGUGAUCGGCAUGGUGCGCGCUUGGAGUAAGAUUGAGGAGAAAAAACUCUACAAAUUGGCCGCUAGCUCUGCUUAAGCGGAGGCGGGGCAUAUAUGAAGCUGAUAAGCAGAGAUAAUGCGUGGAGCGCAUCGAAAGUUAUUUUUAUUGAAUAGGUAUUAUCGAAGAUAUUAAUAUAUGUAUGUAUGGAUGUAUAUUUAUAGUACAUAGUAAAUAUAUGUGUGUGUAUAUUUUACGAAGACGAUAAAAAGU